This is a messenger RNA of Poecile atricapillus (Black-capped chickadee), 987 nucleotides long. RefSeq names its product N-terminal EF-hand calcium binding protein 1 (gene NECAB1). Lineage: Eukaryota; Metazoa; Chordata; Aves; Passeriformes; Paridae. The record is from RefSeq and is a predicted model, not a curated record. Gene Ontology annotation, cellular component: cytoplasm. Gene Ontology annotation, biological process: regulation of amyloid precursor protein biosynthetic process.
AUGAAUUUGAGGUGCUCAAAAGAAAUUGACUGUGUUCUUUCUGUCUCUCUUUCUGUUUAGUUAUUAAGAAGAGCAGACAAGAUUGAUGAUGGGAAACUGUCUUUUGAUGAAUUCAAAGCUUACUUUGCUGAUGGAGUUCUGAGUGGAGAAGAACUGCAUGAACUUUUUCGCAGCAUUGAUCCACACAAUACUGAAAAUCUUGACACAGAAGAGCUCUGUGAUUAUUUUUCAAAGCAUUUAGGAGAAUAUGAAAACGUUCUCUCUGUCUUGGAAGACUUAAACAUAACCAUAAUGAAGGCAAUGGACAAAACAAAGAAAGACUAUCAGGAAGCUUCCAACUUGGAGCAGUUUGUGACUCGCUUUCUUUUGAGGGAGACACUGAACCAGCUGCAAUCCCUCCAGAGCUCCUUGGAGUGUGCCAUGGAAACCACAGAGGAGCAGACCCGGCAAGAGAGAAAAGAUCCAACAAAAGCAGAAGUUCUCUCAGUUCAGAGGCCAGGAAAAUGCUUAGCUCAAAGGCUUCAGAGGAACAACAGCCUGUCAUCAAAUAACCCUUAUUCUAGUACAGGUUGGAUUGAGGAAGACAGCCAAUGGGUGAUUCAGAUAAACAGACUCCAGAAGCUAAUUGAUAGACUGGAAAAGAAGGACCUAAAGCUUCAGCCGCUUGAAGAGGAAGUUUUGGAAGAAAAUGCAAAAUCUCAGCACAUAAUGAUCGUUCAGCAUCAAAUGUUGGUGAUAGAAGAAAAAGUGGAGGAAUUCCGUCUUGCUCUGAAGCAGUACGUGGAAUGUGCUUCUGCUCAAGGUGGCUGCUUGCAUGUUUCCAUACAGAAGCUUACAAGUAAUUUCCACUUCAUUGUUUAUGAGUUCUGGGAAAACAGCAAUGCCUGGAAUAGCAUCGUGGUGGGUCCCCAAUAACAACUAGAAGCCGUGGCUCCAAGUAACGUUAAUGUUGUAUUAUCUUUCAUUACACUAACAUUCAUAUUGCAG